Messenger RNA from Neoarius graeffei (lesser salmon catfish), 873 nucleotides. Its product is annotated as UDP-glucuronosyltransferase 1-6-like. The transcript has a single exon. Bases 1 to 873 code for a protein of 290 amino acids. The record is from RefSeq and is a predicted model, not a curated record. Gene Ontology annotation, molecular function: UDP-glycosyltransferase activity. Lineage: Eukaryota; Metazoa; Chordata; Actinopteri; Siluriformes; Ariidae.
AUGAAUGGACAAAUAAUUCAAAAAUGUGGACUGGUCUUGCUCACCCUGCUGGUGUCCUCAGUCUAUACUGAGAACAUUCUGGUCUUCCCUGUGGAUGGCAGCCACUGGAUCAACAUGAAAAUAUUGAUUGAGGCUCUUCAUGACAAAGGUCACAACAUUACAGUAGUACGAGCUUCGGACAGCUGGUACAUUGAAGAAACGUCCCAGUUUUACACUUCUGUCACUUUAGGGAAUUCAGCAAUUUUUGAGCAAGAAUUUAUCUGGGAUGCUGUAAAGAGGUUCUUGGAAAUUAUGAGGGAGGGGUCCAUGUGGGCUCGUCUGAAACUCAUGAAGGAGAUGAGGGACAAUGUAGUUCAAAUGGUAGAGAAAGAGAGAAGAAUGGUGAUCAGCAUGAUUGAAGACCAGGAAGUAAUGCAGUCCUUGAGAGAUACCAAAUACGACUUGCUUAUUACUGACCCUGCUUUAAUGAGUGGUGUCAUUGUAGGCCAUUAUCUGAAACUUCCCACUGUUUUUAAUGCUCGUUUUGCCAUACAUCAUGAGGACCAUUUUGCAAUCGCUCCCUCACCACUUUCUUUUGUACCAUUACCAAUGUUGGAGCUAUCAGACCACAUGAGCUUUUUUGAGAGAGUUCUAAAUGUUCUCAUGUACAUAGUAACUGAAUUACAGAUUAAAUAUUUUAUGGGUUCAUCAUACAAUGAAUUGCGUUAUCAACUAUUUGGUCCAGGAGUAGACGUUUUUGAAUUAGUUCAAGGAGCAGAAUGUAUUGAAAGAAGUGCUCUACAACUCUUCAUACUGGGAAAAUAUGCAGAGACUCUCCAGACUCCACAGAGAUGUGCCAAUAAAAUCUUUAGACAAUGCUGUCUUCUGGAUUGA